Messenger RNA from Ananas comosus (pineapple), 1664 nucleotides. RefSeq names its product F-box protein SKIP16. The transcript is spliced from 5 exons. The record is from RefSeq and is a predicted model, not a curated record. Lineage: Eukaryota; Viridiplantae; Streptophyta; Magnoliopsida; Poales; Bromeliaceae. Gene Ontology annotation, molecular function: protein binding. Bases 123 to 1445 code for a protein of 440 amino acids.
ACUCAGUCUAGCGUCUUUUCGGAGGGUUUCGACUCGAUCCCGAGAGCUCGGGAGGGAGAGCGACGAAGACGAAGGAGGAGAGAGAGAGAGAGAGAGAGAGAGAUAGAGGAGAAACCCUAGCCAUGGCGACGGAGCUCGAGAGGUUGGAGGGGCUGAUCCUCGAAACCAUCCUCUCCAAGCUCGACGCGGUGAACGUCGCCGCAGUCGCCGGCGUCAGCACCCGCCUCCACGCCGCCGCUUCCGACGACGCGCUGUGGCGUCGCUUCUGCGCCCGCGACUUCGACCUCCUCGACCCCCUCGACCCCCAUGGCGGUCCCUGCCCCUCCUUCAAGGCGACAUACAAAGCUUGGUUUAAAUCUUUUGGUAUGUACCCAUUACCGCUAGUUAGAAGAGCAAAGCAGUGUUGGUGUUCACUGAGAAGUUGGUUGGCCGAAAACUUUCCUGAGGCAAAUAGCACUUUGAACAAGGGUGCUUCGGAAGCUGAAAUAAAAUUUGCAGAAGAAGAACUUGGUUUUAAGUUUCCUUUGCCUACAAAGGUACUAUAUCGCUUUUGUAAUGGCCAACGGACAAUGACGGGCAACAGUUCAGAGAAAAGACGCCUGGCUUCGCUUGGUAUUAUAGGAGGCUAUGAAUUUUACGACCACAUAGUAAACAUGCACUUGUUACCUUUGGAAAGAAUAGUCUCCAUAACUAAACUACUCACAAAAGAGCUAGAUUUCCUGGCCAGAAGAAGAUUAAUUUUAGUAGGAGCUUCACUGUACUUUCAGAAGUUUGUUCUACUUGACUGUGAUAGUGGCCAACUUUUCGUUGGCACCAAGAAAUUGAUGUUCAAUGGUGAUAUGAUGCCAUGCGUGCCCAAAGCAUUGGUAAGGCUGGCUGAUGAUACGCCACAAGAUGGUCUGCUGCUGUGGUUGGAAGAACAUUGCCGGCGUUUACAGAGUGGCAUGAUUCGAACUCGUGUCUCAAGAAAAUUAAGAAGUAUCAGUUUGUAUCCAGAAGCACCUCCUUCCUGUUCCUUAGCAGUAACUAAUGGUGUUCAGGUUCGUGCCUCUGCUGUCUUUGUUCCAGAAGCUUCUGAUCCUGAAGGAAAGAGUGACAAUUAUUAUUACACCUACUCAAUCCGCUUGUCUCUUCUCCCUGAGGGCUGCAUGCUAGAUGGGACAUACUUCUCAUGUUGUCAGCUUCAUUCUCGUCACUGGAUCAUUCGUUCCAGAGAUAAUAUAGUUGCUAAUGUACAGGGCGAAGGUGUUAUUGGAAAGUAUCCGCUCUUGCAACCUAAUGGGGAAGAAUUUGUCUAUGAGAGUUGCACCCCCUUGCCCGAGGCACCUGGAUCUGUUGAGGGCUCUUUCACUUUCGUCCCUGGCAGGUUGAGCAAGCCUGAAGGAAGCUUCUUCGAUGUAAAAGUGGCGCCCUUCGUUCUCGAAAAACCCGAGUACAUAUUCUAGCCUUCAUAUGCGAGGUCUACAUGACAGUCUCUUUUGUGGUAUUAAUUAUACAUUUGGAUUGUGUCUAGUUUGUUGCCUGUGCGAGAGAGUUAAUUUAGGGGUCCCAAUAUUCAUAGCAGCUGGACGCCAGUGCUGGACUCCAGCUCUUUUCUCAGCAAGGUUGUAGCCUGUGAUGAUGCAUAGAAUAAUAAUAUGCUUGUAUAGUUUGAUUUUUUUUUU